Messenger RNA from Arachis duranensis, 5012 nucleotides. RefSeq names its product cytochrome c biogenesis CcmF N-terminal-like mitochondrial protein 2. Gene Ontology annotation, biological process: cytochrome complex assembly; heme transport. Lineage: Eukaryota; Viridiplantae; Streptophyta; Magnoliopsida; Fabales; Fabaceae. Gene Ontology annotation, molecular function: heme transmembrane transporter activity. The record is from RefSeq and is a predicted model, not a curated record. Gene Ontology annotation, cellular component: membrane.
GUGACCUUUAGAAUUAGAAAAAACCUUUCCCCUUACUAGAAAAAAUAGGGCUUAUUACUAAAUAACCGGGAGAGAAAUGCAACUAGGGGAUAAAAGCUGGGUAGAGUGGAGCCUUUUUUUAGUAGCCGAAACCCCAAAACUCUUUUCCAGAGAUUCCAAAAAAUGCAUGAGCUAUGGUAACCACGCCGCAUCCAUCGACUUUUAUACGAAUUUGAAUUCGGAAGUUAAGAAAGCACAAUUCAAGGUUUUUGAACUAGCAGCUUGACCCGGCUUACCUUUAGUAGAAGUCUUGAGUCCGCCAAGCAACUAGCCAGCUAAUCUCUCUAAUCCAUAAGCUAAUGAGUAAGGAAGGAGAUAGAGAUAGAAAACUAAGCCAUUUCCACUACCCGCUAUAGGUUCUUACUCCAAGAUGUAAAGUAAGUUUAGAUUGUCAGUUUCAUUUCGUGAACCAGCAACAGAUCCUACUAUUAGUUUAUGGUCUCUGCCUUUCUUUACUAUGUUCCUAUCUAUGGAUCUCGUGUAAAAAAGGACUUCUCGCUCAGGUACAAUGGCUAGUUGGAAAGCCUUUCAAUUCAAGCCAAUCUCUUGAUUCACAUGAAUGUGAAACCCGUAGCAACCGAUCCUGCAUACCAAUCAUCCGCCGCUUACAGUAAUGGCACUAAGCCAAGGUUUCUAUGGAUUCAGUCCUGUGGAAAAAUACAUAUAUUAGGUAGGGCAAUUCAGUUAGUAGUGUCACCGGUCAAUCCUUGGGACACUAGCGAGUCCGUCCUUAACCUAAAAAUGGGGUCCAUGAAGCCUUAGAUACUCCAAGCCUCAAUCUUUAUUGUCCUUGAACCUAGACCAUGGAAGUAUGGUUAUAGUCCCAUUCCAUUAGUGGGAUCCAUAGCCUACGGGUCUUUCCCAAGCCAGUAAAAGAAGAAUUCGAGGACUACCCUAAGCCUACAAGUAGGCAGGACUUUCAGUUACAAUGUCUAGGUUGGGCAAGCUUGGAUGCCCCUACUCCCAACAAGUUGCUGGUCGGGAUCGUGAAACUAUCGCUGUUUGGUCAUAAGGAUAAUCGUUUUUAUCUUAUUAGGUCAGGGCCUUUCUUAAACCACUAGCGGCCCGGGGGUUACCCGCGAUUGGUAAUGGCAUAACCAGAAGGGGAGUAGGGGAGACAGGGUUACGCGCUGGGUGGCGCAGCGCAUCUGUUUCGGGUACAGGGGCAACGAGGGGUGCUAACCCGGCCACCCAACCCCCCUAAAAUCAUAGGGUCAGGGGCGGGCCGGCCAUAGGUUCGAAUCCUGCCACCUUUCUUGUGGAUCAUCCUGUGGUUACCGGAUGAUGGGAAUAACAAAGCAGAAUUUUUUUUGAAUAAGCACACACAGCACGAAAUGUCAAUAAUAUAUGAAUUGUUUCAUUAUUCGUUAUUUCCGGGUCUUUUCGUUGCAUUCACUUACAACAAGAAAGAACCACCAGCGUUUGGUGCAGCACCUGCAUUUUGGUGCAUUCUUCUUUCUUUCCUUGGUCUUUCGUUCCGUCAUAUUCCUAAUAACUUAUCAAAUUACAACGUAUUAACCGCUAAUGCACCUUUCUUUUAUCAAAUCUCAGGGACAUGGUCUAAUCAUGAGGGUAGUAUUUUAUCAUGGUGUCGGAUCCCACGUUUUUAUGGAUUCCUUCUUUGUUACCGGGGUCGACCCCAAAGCCAUAAUGUCUCAAAACGAGGAGGCCAUAGAGAAGUUUUUUAUUACUUUGUCUCGAACUUCGUGAAGAACUCCAUUCUAUCUCUCCCUCGUUACGAACAAAAAAGUGGGGCUGCGCCCCAGUUGUACACUCCCUUCGUUCUACGAACCCUUGUUGAUUCUGAACUUCGUUCGCGAAGGAACCGGACGUUUGACGGGCCAGCCCUUUUUUAUGCGCCGCUUUACCCUGAAAGGAAAUUGAGCUUUGCUCCUCUAGGUGCUAGGCGCUCCCGUGGUUCGCGAGAAGGAAAAAGAAGGACUCAUCCUUUGUUGCAUCUGGCGCGAGAUGAUAAAGAGAGAGCUUCGUCUAUCGAUGAACAGCGGAUUGACGGAGCUCUUGGCAUUGCUUUGUUUUUCUCUCCUUUCCUAUCAGCGAGUUCCGAUCCUUUUGUUCGAAAUUUCUUCGUUCGUACCGAACCGCUUGCAGAAUCAAAUCCUGUUCCACAAGAUCCUAUAUCAGCUAUACAUCCUCCUUGCAUUUAUGCCGGAGACGUCGCCAGUGCUAUGGCAUUUGGAUUAUGUAGAUCAAAAAUGAUGAACGGGAUUGUGGCACUCCACUCGCCGCCAAUGCGGAAGGAUGCCGCCGAAAAGAAGGGAACGCUGCUUCGCUCCGCUGGAUGCGUCGGAUCCCGUAUAACAAGGGAUCUUUUUAACAACAAAUUCAAACAUGUGGUCGCAAAAUGCUAUCCAGCUCUUUUGUUGCGUAGCAAUAGAAGCCUGCUCAUGCUGCUUUGGCGGCGCUUUUUCGCCUUCUCUUCGCUCUGGACAGGAGCGCUAGUGGGCACGGGGAGGGAGCAGGCGAAGCGUGUCAUUCGUAAUGAACAGAAAGAUACCACUACUUCGCCUCUUUGUUGGAGCGCCGGCGCGAACACAGUGGUCGGGGUGGCUGGUGGUUUCGGGAUCCCGUAGAAAUGCUUCUUUUAUGCCUUGGGUAUUAGCCACAGCUCGUAUUCAUUCCGUAAUUCUACCCCUUCUUCAUUCUUGGAUCUCGGUUCUUAAUAUUGUGACUCUUCCAUGCUGUGUCUCAGGAACCUUUUCAAUACGGUCCGGAUUGCUAGCUUCCGUUCAUAGUUUUGCUACAGAUGAUACACGAGGAAUCUUUUUAUGGCGGUUCUUCCUUCUAAUGACCGGCAUAUCUAUGAUUCUUUUCUCCCAGAUGAAGCAGCAGGCAUCGGUCCGUAGAACUUAUAAAAAAGAGAUGGUUGUGGCGCGAAGUACUCUUGUGUACCUCAUAUAAAAUAGCGUGAGAGAAAGAGAUCUAUAGUCGGUCUCUUUCAAAGCGAAGAACAAAGGACCUUCGACGAUGAAGGAGAAGAAGGAGUAGUGCCCCUCGGGACAAUUCCUUUUUCUUUGUUCUCUGUUCCGUUCCUGAUGUUCAACUAGUCAUUAAUGGUAGGCUUCAUUGGUACUACCCUUUCUUUUUUCGGUAUGCCGCUCCGCGAGCAAGGAGCGAAAGAACCAAGUGGGUUGUGGUCAUGUCAGAAUUUGCACCUAUUCUUAUCUCUUUAGUGAUCAGUCUGCUAGUUUCUUUGAUCCCACUCGGUGUUCCUUUUCCCUUUGCUUCCAAUAGUUGGACCUUUUCUUUCGGUAAAUUUUGUUUAGAUUUCCAAUUUUUAUGUCAGAUUCUCCAAUUAGUUCUUUUUUUACUUUGGCUAUCCCAAUCCAUCGGAGACUUUCUAGUUUUCGCAGCAUGCGAUGGAGUGGUCGGUGCGGAGGGUCCGCCUUCACCGCCCGUUGUGCAGAUUCCGGAAGCACCUCUGGGGGCCCCAGAACUUCACCCCGAACCACCUGUCAUUCCAGUAUUGGACGAGCCUCUCCAGCCAGACGUACAAAGAGAAAGAGAACUUAAAAAAAAGUUCCUACUUUAUACUUUAGGGGAAUUUCCAAGCCUCAAGAGAAUCUCGGAAACUGUCCGAGUGCAAAGCUUGGUUGAAAGACGGAUAGAAGCCGCAUUGGUUCAUCUAGGCUUUUCCCCCUAUAGUAUUUUAAUGAACCGGGAUAAUAUUAGGUGUUUAGUCUUUUAUCAUAAAAAGCGCGCGCUCUCCCUGCGCACAUACCGCACUUAUCUGAAUGAGAUUUCCCGAUUGGGAACCCGGGACACCCGGGCUUUUCAAAGGGUUCUCUGGGCUAUUCAGAGCUCGGAGAUAUUCCUCUAUGCUAUGUAUGAAUGAUCUUUUCUAUUUCAUAGGAGAUCUUGGUCCUUUAUGUUUAGUUCUUGCAUUAACCGGACAUAGCCAUUUUAGUGGUGAUUUGCGUCUGUUGUUCCUUUUUCUUUUCUUCUUUUUUUAUCUCGGAGGAGAUCUCCAUGGAAUUUUAUAUAUUCUUUUUGACGAUUUUGACAAGUCGCUUUUUCAUGUCACCGGAAAUGGUCCUAUGGGAGAUUGCCUUAGUACUAGAACUCAUAUUCCUGUUUGGCUUCAAUUAUAGAGAGAAGAAGGAAAACAACCAACUUCCUAUGUGGGUCUUCUUCUCUUUCAUUCUCCUCUUCCUUCUUCCGAGUUUCUAUAUAUUUUAUUCAGGAGUUUUCCGCUAUAUUAAUUUACUUUUAGUGAUUCUAUUAUCCGCCGCGGGGGCAGGAUGUGUUCACUUCAUGUGUCUCAGUAAGACAGAACGGGGAGAAACAUUAGGAUUGUGGGUUUAUAUAAUCUCGAAUGUUUUUUUGGGUUUCAUUCUUAGAAAAGAAGGCGAGACCUUCCCCAAAAUAACAAUCUGCUUUCUCGUUGCCAUUCUUUGCUUGUUCAUCUUAUUAUGGCUACUAAGUAAAAUAAAAGACCAAACAAUCUAUUCCGUUCUUUCAGAAUCAAAGACCACACUUCGGGGCGUUUUCUUCCCUGCAUUAUAUGUUCUAAAUCGCUUAUUUUUACAUGAUUCUUCUGUGGAUAUGAGCCUUUGGAUAGCUAGCCUCUUUAUUCAAAUUCUCGUUCUUCUGCUGCUUAAAUUCAUCCUUAAAAAGGAAGAUGAAGAUCCAGAUAGAGAAGGAUGAAGGGGAUAAGGUAUAUCUCCCUAAGCGAGUUGGGUCUUCGAAUCCUUAUUCGGGAGAGAAAAAAGUCUACAGGGAGGGCUGACACUAGUAGGCACGGGCCGAAGUGUCAAAAAAUAGCGUUCUGGGGUGUAAAGUUAAGCUGGCGGAGGCCCCAGCUUAGAGUAACUGCCCGAUAAGGUCAGUGAGGUUCCACCAGUAGUGAACUGAAGGAUUUUUCUUAAAGUUUACUACAGGUGGAAGAAGACAGGCGGGAGUGAGCCGAGCGAGAGCAAAGCAAGUUCCAGUGGUGGGCUGUCGGUCUGGUCUCC